Cornus florida is the source of this 4107-nucleotide messenger RNA. Its product is annotated as G-type lectin S-receptor-like serine/threonine-protein kinase At4g03230. The transcript is spliced from 7 exons. The coding region runs from base 1344 to 3881 and encodes 845 amino acids. The record is from RefSeq and is a predicted model, not a curated record. NCBI's taxonomy places the organism in Eukaryota, Viridiplantae, Streptophyta, Magnoliopsida, Cornales, Cornaceae. Gene Ontology annotation, biological process: recognition of pollen; protein phosphorylation. Gene Ontology annotation, molecular function: ATP binding; protein serine/threonine kinase activity.
AUAUAGUAAUAAACCCUCAAUUUGAACCGGUGCGAUGAGCCAUAUUUAUAGAUUAUUAUUAUUAUUAUUAUUUGACAAAAUUCCUUCGUAGUAGAUUUUUUAUUUUUAAUUUGGCAAUCACAUUUGAAUAGAUAGGAUAACAAUUAUUCUGGUUUUUAAGUGGAAAACUGUAGUUAUUGACCACAUCCUCUAAGAUGGAUACAAUUUAAGUGUACACGAUUGAAAUUUGAAAUGUAACGUAGGGUAAAACAAAUUUUCACAGCUAAUACCUAUAGAAUUAAUGUAUUAAAAGAAGAAAAAUUAAAUUGUGAACCAAUAUGUAUGGAAUCUAUAGGAGGGCGGGUGAGCUUUGGUGCAAUGGUAAGGUUACUUUAUUGUGCCCGGGAGGAAAGGCUUUGUACAUUUGACUCUUUUCAGACCCUGUAAUGGCAGUGGGAGCCUUGGGUUUGUCCUUUUAUGAAUGGGAGCUAUACAUUGUAUUUGGAUUAAAGUGGACUAAUGAAUGUACAAUUGUAUUACAAUCCCAUUUUCAGUUGAGGAGCUUUUUUAUUUUAUUAUCUUGGACCAUCCAUGCUCCUGAGAUUCAGCAUAUUCUAGUUUGACUUGUAUUAAAAAUAAUUACCGUGAGGAUGUUUUAAAGCAUAUUAAAAUAUAUUUAGGUAAAAAUAACUUCUGUGGAAUCUUCUCCUAGCCAUAGUUGGUAGAGGUUGUCAUCACGCUUAUAGGAUCAGAGGGUUGAUCUACCAUCAUAGCCCAUUGUGCCUAUGAAUGAUAAAACACAGUCAAAUCGUUAGGAAUUGUUUAUAUCUUUGUUGACCAUUCACUGAUAAAUUUAGUUUUAUAUCAAACAAUGCUUGAUAAAAAUUUGCAGCUCACCUCAAUCACAGGUAAAUGCUUGAUUCCUUAUUAAUUAAUGAAGAAAAAGGAGAAAAAAACAUUUGUGAUCUAUUCUAAUUACGGAUCAUAUAGUUAAUAAUUGUUUUAUUCAACAUCAAGUUGUAUACCUAAAUCAUGAACUGGUUUUCUUUGAAUCAUUAUACAAUUGACAUCCCAUCUUUUAUUUUUCUUGGUGAUGAUAGCUACUUGGUAAUUAUCGGAGUGGGAACAAAAAAAACAAUAGCUACCUGAUGCAAAUAAGUGCUGCGAACAGUAACUAAUUAGCUAUAAUCCAAAAAAUCAUCCAUGACAAUCUGACCUAUAUUCUAACUUGGAAAGUCUUCUGUUAGUAUUUUGUCAACAUCAGUCUAUGGAGUUAAUUCAUGAACUGGUUUGCUUUGAAGAAGAAACAACUUAUUUAGAGUCUUGCUUCUUUUCCUUCUGGCAACAAUAGCUACUCAAUCCUAAUGACUAAUUCCAACAAAAAAUUGGCUGUAUUUCUUUCAACCCUCCAAUUCAUUCACAUCUCCCUAUUACUAUCUUGUUUAGCAAUAGACACCAUUUCUAAAACCCAACAUGUAUUGGAUGGUCAAACCAUGGUUUCAGAAGGGGAAGUCUUUGAGCUCGGCUUCUUUAGUCCUAAUGAAUCUCAUGUAAGAUAUUUGGCUAUAUGGUACAGAGGACUCCCCGUUGAAAAAGUUGUAUGGGUUGCAAACAGAGACAACCCAUUGACGGAUACGUCUGGAGUUCUAGUGAUCGGAAGGGAUGGGAAUUUGGUGCUCAUCGAUGACAGAUUCAACACAGUUUGGUCCACAAAGCUAGCUUCUGUUGCAUCAAAUGAUACAAUUGCGGUACUUCGUGCUUCAGGUAAUCUUGUUCUUAUUGAAAACAACUCAAACGGGAGUGUCUUAUGGGAAAGCUUCAGUCAUCCAUCAGAUACUUUGUUGCCGGGCAUGAAGCUGGGAUUGAACACUAAGACAGGGGAAAGUUUAUUUUUAACAUCAUGUAAGAGUGACAAGGAUCCAUCACCCGGAAAUUUUGUCUUAGUUUUGGAGCCUCGUGAACUGCCAGAAAGUGUGAUCUUAAACGGAACAAUCCAAUGCUGGAGAAGUGGGCAGUGGAAUGGGAGGAGCUUCAUAGGACUUCCAGGCAUGAACACAGACUACCUUACAGGCUUUAACCUUGUUGAGGAUAAUCAGGCAGGAACGAUCUAUUUUGUGUAUUCUUUAUUCAAUGGGUCAUUACCAUCAGUUCUGUUUUUGAGUUCUCUGGGAGCUAUAAUUCAAAAGGACUGGAAUGCAGAGACUAGGGAAUGGGUUACUCAAGUGAUUACACCCAAUGGUCCCUGCGAUAUUUAUGGUACAUGUGGCUCAUUUGGGAUCUGUAAUGAUAUGAACUCCCCAAUAUGCAAUUGUUUAAGUGGUUACGUACCAAAGUCUUCAGAAGAAUGGCACAGAAGAAAUUGGACGGGUGGGUGUAUACGAAGAGUUGAAAUACAGUGUGAGAGGAAUUCGAGCACUGAUCGUAGCAAAUCUGAUGGUUUUAUAAAACUGACAGGAAUAAAAUUACCAGACUUUUCGGAUUACUCGAGUGUCGAUGGCGCGAUCCAAUGUGGUGAUUUUUGUUUGAAGAACUGCUCUUGUGUUGCAUAUGCAUAUGUCAAUGGAAUUGGGUGUAUGGUUUGGGGAGGACAUCUGAUUGAUGUUAGGGAGUUCUCUAAUGGUGGAGAGGAUUUGCAUCUUCGACUUGCAUAUUCUGAACUAGGUGAAAAGAGAGGAAUACGGGGCUUUAUCAUUAUACUCAUAGUCAUUUCCACGAUACUCGGCCUUGGUAUUUUGGCAUACAUUUUAUGCAGAGUGAAGACCUUACUAGGAGGUGCAAGGAAAUGUCACUCCUUGAUCAUUCACAAGGUUUUUUCCAGUACGCAAAGAGAAAUAUCAACAGAUUCUCCGCAGGCAUUUUUGUCUCGAGAUGAUGUUUGUCAAGAAGAAAGCUCAGAACUCCCAUAUUUCAACUUGGAAAAGAUAGCAGCUGCUACAGAAAACUUUUCUCUUGCAAAUAAACUUGGUGAAGGGGGAUUUGGUCCUGUUUACAAGGGUAAACUACCCAGUGGACAAGAGCUCGCUGUCAAAAGACUUUCAAAGAGCUCAGGGCAAGGCAUAGAAGAGUUCAAGAAUGAGGUCAUAUUAAUUUCAAAACUCCAACAUAGGAACCUUGUGAAGCUACUUGGCUUUUGUAUUGAGGGGGAAGAGAAACUGCUGCUCUAUGAGUUCAUGCCAAACAGAAGUUUGGAUGCCUUCCUCUUUGGUUCAAGUAAAAAAGCAAUAUUGAAUUGGGAUCAAAUAAGUAACAUAAUUGAGGGGAUUGCUCGAGGGCUUCUUUAUCUUCAUCGCGAUUCUCGAUUAAGGAUCAUUCAUCGAGAUCUAAAGGCGAGCAACAUUCUCCUAGAUGAGGACAUGAACCCCAAGAUUUCUGAUUUCGGCAUGGCCAGGAUUUUUAGAGGGAAUCAAACUCUAGCAAACACCAAUAGAGUUGUGGGAACAUACGGUUACAUGUCCCCUGAAUAUGCAAUGGAAGGAAUAUUUUCGGAGAAAUCUGAUGUCUUUAGCUUUGGGGUGUUAUUGCUAGAGAUCAUUAGUGGUAAAAGAAACACGGGCUUUUAUCACCAUGAAAUCUAUAGGAACCUCUUGGGAUAUGCAUGGGACGUGUGGAAUAAGGGGAAAGCAUUGGAAUUGCUGGAUUCAGAGAUAGCCAACUCAAUUAGCAGUCCCUCACAAGUGUUGAGAUGCAUUCAUGUUGGUCUCUUGUGCGUUCAAGAACAACCAAAUGAUCGGCCGUCCAUGGCUACAAUAGUUUUCAUUCUCUGCAACGACACAACUCUUCCAACUCCAAAACAACCUGCAUUUAUCUUGGAGAGAAGCACUAUUGAAUCAAAUUUGCCUUUGCCUGACACCUCUGCAUGCUCCAUAAAUUACAUGUCUACAACAACUGUCGAAGGCCGCUAACCUUUUUCCUCUUGAUUAAAGAUUGUAGAAAUGUUUCUGAAGACACUGCUUUUUGGUCUUUGUACAUAUAUGUCAUGCUCAAGAAAUCUCUUGGUUUUAUAUAUAAAUCUGUAUCUAUACACUGUAGUAUGUUAAGCAGGGAAUUCUCUAUUCAUAAAUUUGUCAGUGUGCAUUGUGGUUUGUGGAGUUGUGAUGAAUUAAUUCUAUUCGUUCAGUUUGGUGCGCA